GCCACCAGCUCGAGACCAUGGGCUUCUGGUCCCAGAUAUGCCAGAUACCAAGUUCCAGCUGGCCUCGUCCAAGCUGGAGCACAGUUCUGCUGGUGAUGAUUGGCUCCUGUUUAAUGUAUCCGGUAAUAAGGAGCCUUUAUUUCGGGAUUCACUCCUCAUUCACUGGCAGUUACAUUCCUGGCUCCCAUUCACUCGCUUUCAUCAACUGUCCUAACGAAGAAAUUGCAAAAGAUAUUGCCAGAGGCAUCUUGGAGAAGAGGUUGGCCGCUGGAGUUAAUAUCAUGCCGAAGACUUCAUCUCUAUACCUAUGGAAGGGAGAAAUUGAGGAAUCCUCCGAAACACUCUUGGUAGCGAAAACCAAAACCACAAAAGUAUUUGAGUUAUCUUCUUAUGUUGGGCUGGUUCAUCCCUUCCAAACUCCUGACUUCAUAAGUAUUCCAAUAGACCGAGGAAACCCAGAUUAUUUAAGGUGGAUCGAAGAAGUCAUGACGGAGACGGAAUCAUAACGUAGGAUAUCGCUGAAUAUCUCCGAAGGGAUCGUUGGCAGAAUUGUCAGCUGAUCA
Molecule: messenger RNA, 563 nt
Organism: Spea bombifrons (plains spadefoot toad)
Lineage: Eukaryota; Metazoa; Chordata; Amphibia; Anura; Pelobatidae
Product: protein CutA homolog
Exons: 7
Coding region: 18-506 (162 amino acids)
Biological process (GO): response to metal ion
Molecular function (GO): copper ion binding
Source: RefSeq, a predicted model, not a curated record